ACCGCCAGUCACUAUAGUCAGUAGUCACCGCUCGCCAGUCAGUCGUUCACUUUCCGUACUGUAUGUUGUGUCGCGCGUGCGUUUCGCGUUCCGUCCGCAGUCGCAGUUCAAUCCGUCGCUAAUAAAUUAUAAUAUAAUAUCAAAGAAAAUAACGCGAUACUGCGACAACAUCCCGCCGCUUUGGUGUCCGAUAAACCAGCACAUCUCCCGUCAAAAUCUCUGUCGUUGCCGUUUUGCCGUGCGUUAACCGUCGUAUUACUUUUGGUUUAUAAUAUAAUAUAUACCUUUUCUCACGUGAAUGGAACGGCAAGUUUCGUCGCUAUUGCGACGGUCGAGGCGGUGGUCGACGGCAUGAAACGUUCGUUGGCCCUCGGUCGUGCGGUUCAUUGCGAAAAUAUGCGUCCGCGAAAAAAAGUCGGCCGACCCGCCGCAGUGUGACGACGAUGAAGGGCACGUGAAACGCCGCCGCCGAGCACGGGGCGCUUAAGCCGGGCGACGACAUGUGGCCUGCAGCUUCGCCGACGGCGCUCGCCACUGCUACCACUGUGGCCGUCUUCCUGACUGUGGUCGUCGGAAAGUUUGGACGAAUAAGUUCUACCCCCGUCCAACAUCCAGGGAAAUUACCGACGCUCAACCAUUUCAUAAAGCACUAUACGCCUGCGGAAUACGACCGGGACGGCUUGUUGGAACAGCACCGGCGGAUGCGCAGGGAUGCCACCGCCGCUAGUAAUCAACGACUGCUAUCGCCGUUACGGCUCACCAUCGCCACACCACACAGGACGUUCAAAAUGUUGCUGACGCCAGACGAGAAACUAUUCGCUGACGACGUGGUGUUCGAGGGCUCGGGAGAUCGGCCAAUACCGUUUGAUCCAGGCAAAGCUUACGUCGGCACAUUGGAAGACGAGGAGACGGUGACCGUGCGUGGCAUCGUGACGUCCGACGGGCUGUUUGACGGCACCAUCAGCACAGCAGCCGAGGAAUACUUCGUGGAACCUUCAUCGCGGUAUGUCGACCGUGACGGUUCGGUGCUACCGUACCACAGCGUUGCGUACCGGUUAUCGGACGUAGCCGGCCCGAAGUCGGCCGGCGGCGGUUGCAGGUCGGAGGCGCUGCGCGAACGCCGGUCGGCUGACAACGGCCACGUUGACGCCGAGAGGCUGGUGAACCAGACGUACGACACGGAGGGUGUAAUUCUGGUGAGGUCGCCAAACGGAACCAUCGUGAACCGUAGCAGGCAGUCGGCUACCAGCAAAACGUCCGUGCCGAAGCCCAACUGGUACGACCCAAACGAUCAGCGCAAGAUACUAGUUGCGGUGGCUGGUGACGAGGCCAGCAGCAACCUGGUGGUGGACGACAGCGGUGCUUACAAUCCGUUUGAGAACCACAAGAAGGGGCUAGGUGGGUUCGUCGACAACCGGAAGACCACGUGUAUGCUGUACCUGCAGGCCGACCACCUGUUCUACGAGAAGUACGGCAGGGAAGAGACAUGCAUUGAAGUCAUGACUAGACACGUGCAGAGGGUGAAUGCCAUUUACAGGAACACUGACUUUAAUCAAGACGGCAAACCAGACAAUAUAAGCUUCAUGAUUAAGAGGGUGAAAGUGCACUCUAACCCAGACCCUACCUACAAGUUCCUAGGGAAUUACGGCGUGGAGAAGUUUUUAGAAAUAUUUUCGGAGGAAGAUUACGAUGCUUUUUGUUUGGCUUACAUGUUCACGUACAGAGAUUUUGAAAUGGGUACUUUGGGCUUAGCGUGGACAGGCGAUUUGAAGAACGCAGGCGGUGUGUGCGAAAAAAACGGACAUUACCGGGGUAGUUUAAAAAGUUUGAACACCGGUAUAGUGACUCUAUUGAAUUACGGAAAACACGUACCUUCCGCAGUGUCUCACGUUACUCUGGCACACGAAAUUGGCCAUAACUUUGGCUCGCCUCACGACCCCGAGAUCUGUACGCCCGGUGGUGACGACGGUAACUAUAUUAUGUUCGCUCGAGCAACUUCGGGCGACAAGAAAAAUAAUAAUAGGUUUUCACCGUGUAGCUUGUCCGCUAUAAAUCCUGUACUAAACGUCAAAGCGAGGAGCACUAGAGGAUGUUUCACCGAACCGCAAACAUCGAUUUGUGGUAACGGCGUCGUUGAACCUGGCGAAGAGUGCGAUUGCGGAUGGGAAGAGGACUGCAAAGACGCAUGUUGUUUCCCUCAAAGGAGAUACUCUCCACCGGAAGAACCGCCGUGUAGAUUGACACCAAAGAGUGUCUGUAGCCCUUCACAGGGGCCUUGUUGCACGAACGAAUGCAAUUUGAAAAUGGGAGAACUUUGUCGCAAUGACAAUGGUUGCCGAGAUGCUAGUUAUUGUAACGGAAUGACUCCUACCUGUCCUGCUUCUAUCAACAAGCCAAAUAAGACUGUAUGCAAUGAAGAAUUUGUAUGCUACAUGGGAGAAUGUACUGGGUCUAUAUGUCUCGCAUAUGGACUAGAAUCCUGCCAAUGUUUACCCACCCCUCAGGACUCUCCAACUAAAGCUUGCGAGUUGUGUUGUAAACUACCCGGUGAAAAUCAACCUUGUUUGUCAUCAUAUUCUUGGAAUAACGUGCCAUACGACAUACCAGAUAUGUAUUCUAAGCCGGGUACUCCGUGUAACGACUACAAUGGAUAUUGUGAUGUAUUUCAAAGAUGUAGAGAGGUUGAUCCAUCAGGGCCUUUAGCAACGCUUCGAAAGUUGUUGUUAUCUGAAGAAAGUAUUGCUUCAUUUAAAAAAUGGGCUAUAGAUCAUUGGUACUAUUCUGGUCUAAUAGUGGCCUCUUUCCUAUUGAUGCUGGUUCUAAGUACGCGGUUGUUUGGAAAACGAUCGGAUCCAAAAUUAAAAUCGGUGACGAUCAUUCACAGUUCGACCACAGAAACUGUCCGGUUGCCAGCUGACGGUGACAAUCAAAACGUUACCGUUCAUCCCGCUGCCGUGCGUUCGAAACUUCCAUUGAAAAAACGAGUACGUGAAAAACGUAACGUAAAUAAUAACAACAGUCCCGCAAAAAAGAGUCGUAAGAAUGUCGCAGCGGAGGAAGAAUCGACGACGGAGACGUCUUCGCCCAAAAAAGUCGGCCCAGGAGCCCAAAAGAAAGAACGGAAGACAAGGCGAAAGAAAUCAAAAGGCGUCAUUGACUACAGCAUCGUCCAGAACAAAGUGCUAGUUGCGAACAAGAAAACGCCUGAAGACGACCCGCUGGGCAAGGUUCGCAAUUGGCUGUUGAACUCGCAUCACAUCGAGGCUCUCGGUGGCACGUUGAGAAAGUCAAAGUCUUCACCGGCCGGUUUCACGAACCCUCCCGAACCGCCCAGACCGGUGGCCAAAGCUCAACAAAAAACCAAAGACAAUCAAGUUAGUUUACAGGUAGUGUACAAGCCCCCAUUCAAGUUUAGCGUCAAGCUCAGCAAGUCCAAACCGGACCUAACGAAAGACAAGCGGCCGGACCGCACAAAGCAGCGCGCGGCCCUAUUGAUCAGGGCCAAUAGGGCGCGUGGUGGUGGUGUCGCCGCCAGUGCUUCCAAGCAACAAGCGAAGAAGCAGCAGGCCAACAACGGCAGCUGCAGCAGAGCCGCCCCGCAGGAGCCGAAGAACGCGUCGACCGCGGUCACUGCCAGCAGACUGCAACCGCCGGAGCCCAUCUACGAGAACGCGGCCAUCGACUUGCUACGCAUGUCGUCUACGGAACACGAUGGCCACCAGCCGAUAUUCCCGGUGGCCGCGUCGCCGCCGAACAAACAGAGGAAGUCGUUCGCGGGUGUGGACGCGAAAACCGACGAGGCGCCCCGAUCCAAGCGGAACAGCGUGCCACAACAGUCACUGCAGCAGCCGAGUACGUCGGGCAACAGCAAUCUGAUGCGGUUCCCGUCCACCGAGAACAAGCAUCAGGCCAACAGCAACAGCUGCCCCGCGCCCGCCAAUAACGCGACUAAUAAAUCUGAUGAAAACCGAAAAGACGAAAAAACGUGAUAGGCGCGCGACGAGGUAAUUUUACGAUUUUUCUUUUAAAAUUAUGUUAAUAUUAAUAUUACGAUGUUAUUCUUCCAUCAUCAUUACGACCGAUCGUGUUAGUCUUUACGUUAAUUUCGUUCAUCGAAUUCCGAUCGAAACCGUCGGGAACCCAACACAUAGCAUGCCUACCGCAUCGGCGCUCGUGAUCUCAGUCCCGAAGUUUCCCCUUCACCCACCCACCCACACACUUCCGAUUUCGUAUUCAAUAUCUCGCUGACGAUGACAAUUAUUAUAAUAUAAUCGUCCACAGGUCACCCACAGUUCCGGUCGCCGAUUAGUCGUGUACAUAAUAUAUUAUUAUUAUAUUCCAUCGCCGUGGACUGGAGAAUCGGUCGUAGGAAAUACGUGCGUGUGUCAGUUUUUCCGAAUCAUUUACGUUUCGAUUUACUCGAUCCCGUCGAAUCGCAAUUUUAUAUCGUUUUGGCGUACCGUCGAUCGACACUACUUUGUGAUAAAUGUUAAUAGCGCGACGAAAAUGAGGAAAAGCUGACUAAUGCAAAAUCUACAUUGCGAACGACAAUAUUUCGUAGGGUCUUUUUAUUGAGCGUAUUACUCUCUUUUUUUUACGCGUUUUCCCAUUCCAUUUGUGUAUGUGUACUAUGUAGGUAUAACCCGAGAUUUCGAAUACUAAUAAUGCAUAAUAAAAACACGAAAACGCAUCCAUCACAAAUAUUAUUAUGCAACACACUGUUUGUUGUAGGUAAUAAACGAAAUUAUAGUCAUUUUUAUUAUUAAAU
Myzus persicae (green peach aphid) is the source of this 4768-nucleotide messenger RNA. RefSeq names its product disintegrin and metalloproteinase domain-containing protein 10-like. The transcript has 14 exons. Lineage: Eukaryota; Metazoa; Arthropoda; Insecta; Hemiptera; Aphididae. The coding region runs from base 501 to 3989 and encodes 1162 amino acids. Gene Ontology annotation, molecular function: metalloendopeptidase activity. Gene Ontology annotation, cellular component: plasma membrane. Gene Ontology annotation, biological process: membrane protein ectodomain proteolysis; Notch signaling pathway. The record is from RefSeq and is a predicted model, not a curated record.